AUGUUGUUUAUUAAUACGUUGCUUAGUAUCCCUUAUGCUGUAUUAUGUAAAACGUUCGAGAAAUGCGAAAACACGACCAAACGAUUGGAAAUUACAGAGUACCUUGUUAGCUUGUUCUCAAAGGUUAUUCAGCUGCGCCCUGAUGGAUUACUGGAGAUAUUGUACAUGUGCAUUAACAAGCUUUGUCCCGAUUAUGAAGGACUUGAACUCGGUAUUGGUGAAUCACUAUUGAUUAAAGCCAUUGCUGAGUCUACGGGUAGAAGCGUCAAACAGAUCAAGGCAGAGUAUGCAAAAAUAGGUGACCUUGGUACAAUUGCAAAGGAAAGUAAAGGAUCUCAAAGGACACUGUUUAAACCCAAGGCCUUGACUGUAUCUCAUGUAUUCCGUGUACUAAAGGAGGUUGCCAAAAUUAGUGGGCACUCUGCACAAAGUAAAAAAGUGGAUAAGAUUAAAAGUUUACUUGUAGCAUGUCAAGAGAAUGAAGCAAAAUACAUUAUUCGUCAAUUAGAAGGCAAGCUGAGAAUAGGUUUAGCGGAACAAACGGUUUUAUCUGCGCUUGCUCAAGCAGUAAUGCUGCAUAAGUUAAACUCUUCCAAAGUGUCUACAACAAAGAAAGAGGAACUACUUGCUAGUGCUGUUGAUACAGUCAAAUACGUAUACAACCAAUUACCAUGUUAUGAUGAUAUUGUACCUGCAUUAUUAAAGUAUCCUGUUGAAGAACUACUUGAUCACUGUACGAUGCAUCCUGGUGUGCCAUUGAAGCCUAUGCUUGCUCACCCGACAAAAAGUUUGACUGAAGUACUGGAUCGAUUUGAAGGACAGGUAUUCACUUGUGAAUUCAAGUACGAUGGUGAACGUGCUCAAAUUCACAAGUUAGCCAAUGGAGAAAUCCGUGUGUACAGUCGUAACUCUGAAAAUAUGUCUGUGAGAUAUCCAGAUAUCAUGAACGCGAUUGAAAAGUGGGUCAAACCAACAACAGAAACAUUCAUAUUGGACUGUGAAGCAGUUGCGUGGGACAAGGAAUCCCAAAAGAUCUUACCUUUCCAAAUUCUGAGCACACGUAAGCGUAAAGAUGUCAAAGAAGAAGAAAUCAAGGUACGAGUGGCCGUGUUUGCCUUUGACUGCCUCUAUUUGAAUGGAAAGUCUCUGUUGCGGGAUCCUCUAGAAGUGCGUCGUCAAAAACUGCGUGAUGCAUUUCAGGAAACAGAAAAUGAAUUUUACUUUGCAAAACAUAUGGAUUCUAAUAAUAUUGAGGACAUACAAACCUUUUUGGACGUGUCAAUCACCAGUAACUGUGAAGGGUUAAUGGUCAAAUCGUUCAGUGGGCCCGAAGCGACGUAUGAACCAUCAAAGCGAUCCCGAAACUGGCUCAAGGUCAAAAAAGACUACUUGAGCGGCGUGGGUGAUUCGAUGGACCUAGUCGUUAUUGGUGCUUACUACGGACGUGGCAAACGUACAUCUGUCUAUGGUGCGUUCCUGCUUGCCUGCUAUGAUCCUGAGACAGAAGAAUACCAGACGAUCUGUAAGCUCGGCACAGGUUUCUCUGAAGAAAACCUGCAGCUAUUUUAUGAUACGCUCAAAGACCAUGUGAUAGAAGAGCCCAGGAGGUUUUAUACCCUAGGAGAUAACCCACCCAAGCCUGACAUCUGGUUUGAACCUGUUCAAGUGUGGGAAGUCAAGUGUGCCGAUCUCAGUGUCAGUCCAACUUAUAUGGCUGGCGUCGGCAAAGUAGAUGAAACCAAAGGAAUCUCACUUCGUUUCCCUCGAUUUAUUCGUGUGAGAGACGAUAAGGAGCCCGAGGAUGCAACAACGAGUGAGCAAAUAACUGAUUUUUACUUUUCACAGCAAAGCCAGCAAGGCAAUAAGGCAGAAAGCAUGGACUAUUAA
Messenger RNA from Rhizopus microsporus ATCC 52813, 1887 nucleotides. RefSeq names its product ATP-dependent DNA ligase. NCBI's taxonomy places the organism in Eukaryota, Fungi, Mucoromycota, Mucoromycetes, Mucorales, Rhizopodaceae. The transcript is spliced from 7 exons. Bases 1 to 1887 code for a protein of 628 amino acids. The record is from RefSeq and is a predicted model, not a curated record. Gene Ontology annotation, biological process: DNA recombination; DNA biosynthetic process; DNA repair. Gene Ontology annotation, cellular component: mitochondrion; nucleus. Gene Ontology annotation, molecular function: DNA binding; DNA ligase (ATP) activity; ATP binding.